Molecule: messenger RNA, 636 nt
Organism: Naegleria gruberi
Lineage: Eukaryota; Heterolobosea; Eutetramitea; Acrasida; Naegleriidae
Exons: 1
Coding region: 1-636 (211 amino acids)
Source: RefSeq, a predicted model, not a curated record
AUGACCAUUCAACAAGCAAAUAAAUUGUCAUUAAAUCAAAUGCAAUCAAGCUCAACAGAUUCCACAUUCACUUCGUUGGACAGCUCAACUCUCCAACAGCUCAUAGAAAAUCUUCCUCCCCAUACAAUUGAAAUACUACAGCAGUUUGUUUUGAUGAAAUACUUUCCAAACAGUUCAACUGCUUUCAAUGAUGGUUUCCAAAUGUUGAAUGCACAAGAGCAAUUAUCUACUCCUUGGUCAUUACCAGAUCAUCACUAUUUUGAAACUACUGAACGACAACAGCAGACUAAUUAUUUCUUAACCGACUCAACAGAAACUAACGAAAAUAAUAACGAAAUUCCUGAUUACCCAAUUGGGUUAACUUGUACAUUAACACCAGAAAUUAAUAAGCAAUCGGUUGGAACUUCUCCUGCCAUGAUAUCAUCCUCUGAUGACAGCAGUUGCUGUGGAAGUGUCAACAACUCGAAAAUCUCUAAACAAUUCAAGACAAGAAAGCAAAACGCCAACCAGAUGAACUCAAUGCUCUUCACCAUGACUACCACAACUUUCUGUAAUGAUACAGUCGAUAUGAUGAGGGACAAAUGUCGUUUGGUUGGGAAGAGAGGAGUUGGUAGACCAAGAAAAAACUUUAAGUGA